CUUAAUGACGUACUGCUGAGAUAAUAAUGAAGUGAUCAUUACAAGACAUGAGGUUUGCCAUGUUCAGAUUUUAUAUGCCUCAGGCUUCUUCUAGCCAAUCUUACUUAUUCAAGAAGACCGCUUUGUCAGGAACCCUUUGUUCUUACUACAAUCUCUCCUCUUCAAGGCUCUCGUUGGCAAAGCAUUGACGGGCACUGGUGAGCGUUGUAGCUCAGGGGUUCCGCCUGGCUGCGGGGCAUGUUUACCCGCCAUCAUUAGCGAGACUACCUUAGGAACAAAUGAUCAUUAUCCGGGCGAAGAGCACUCACUGUGUGUUUUCCGACUCUGAAUAUUGAACGAGAUCACCCUAUAUUUUGUCUUGAGCGAUAUAUUUAAAUCAAGUUACAGUAAAUAUUCUUUCCUGUGUUCAAAAUGUGGCACAGAUUGUCCUCGCUGACAAGAUGCUGCCUGGGCGUCGAGGAUGCCUAAAAUGUUUGUUUAAUGGGCAUUUCCUUUCAGCUGACGCGCUUUGUGCAUCACCACCAUCAGCUAGCACUUGCAUCAAGAACAUAUACCAAGAUGGCAGCUUUACGACGCUCCAGUCUCGCCAAUGUUCCUGAAGAGAUCCUAGACCAGAUCAUCCAGAGCGUCCCCGUCGAAGAUCUACGAAACUGUAUGCUCACUUCGCGAACCUUUUGCAGAUUAGCACGACAUCGUAUAUACCACUCCAUUUGCUAUUCUGUAGGAAGACUACCAUCUGAAAGGAACGAUGUUGCAUCUCUUCGGCCUCACGCCAAUAAUUACAACGGCCGGGACAGUUCUCGCAUCAUUCGACUCCAUGACUUCGUACGAACGAUCUCAGAGAACCCCAUCUUAGCGUCUUUCAUCCACAGGGCAGCGUUCUCCCCCCUAGGAGAACACCCAGAAAGGAUCGAAAUCAAAGCACUGAAGAGAUGUCUUGCUAUCGUUAACCCCAACGUAUUACACUUGGCAUUGCCGUACAAAUCCGCGUCGCUCGCACUCAUGAAUUCAAUCACCUCGUUAGACUUCACGUAUCCCAUGGAGACAGCACUAUCAGGGUUUCAACACAAACUUCGGAAUCGUCUGUACUCGAUUUUUAUGAUAGAUAGCCUUCGUUAUCUCACGUUACGGUGUGCUAGGUGCUGGCAGGCUUUUGAUCCUGUCGAUGUUGAUACUUUUCGGAUCGGAACAAGCAACGUUGUAUCGCUUGGCUUGGUUGACACAGUUCCUAUGGAUGUAGAUCUGGUGGAAAUAUUGACUUGGCCCAAAGCAUUGAUAUCCUAUGAUCACGAAAGCUUGGAAGGAUUAGAUUGCUUUUUUCAGUAUUGGGGACGGGGACCUAUCGCAUCAGCAGACAGUUUUCUCCGAGGUAUUUCUAGUCAGAAAGGGUCACUCGAGGAAAUAAUUUACAACCAUGGGGAAGACUGCUGCGGAACUGAUGAUUCAAUCUUCGACCCAGCUCUUCUUCGGCAAUUCUCAACUUUGAAGCAUCUCUCUGCACCUAUAACCUGCUUUGUAUACUCGUCGCCCAACUUAGGAAUGACCCAGCCACUCCGCACCUUCCUACCUUCAACCAUCGAAGCACUCCAGAUCGACCAAGACAACAUGAUUGGUGAAGAAGAGCACGAAAUGUUUCUCAGGUCAUGGCUACAAGAUGUUUUGGAUCACAAGCAGGAAUGUUGCCCUCGUCUGAAGACUGUCGUGCUUUCUCAGUCGGAGACUAUGCCCGGACUCAGAAAAACUCCUCUAGAUGGACUUACUGUGUUGAAUAGCCUGUAGGUAUUUUUUUCUUUUACAUCUGAGCCACCUGUCUGGUUCUAAGAAUUCAGUCGUCAUAGUCCUAGCUGACUCGUAGGUUCCAGUGCUUUAGACAAUGCCUUCGAGGAAGCUGGAGUUCACCUAGAUUUUGGAUUCAAAGAUUGAAUCACAUCGAGAGUAUUUCUUCCAUAUUUGAUUAUCGGUCAAUGCGCCAUACCCAGUACACCAAGGAUGUGGUGUUGACUGCUAGCAUAACCAGGGUACGAUGUUGAGUGCUCGCAAAAGGGAAUUGCUAGUGGGAACAAAAUCGAACGUCUUGAAUUUUAAAGUCCCUUUUAUCUGUAGAAUGUGUUGGAUACACUUGAUUGAGACAAUACCAACAUUGAUGACUUCUGUUUCAUAACCACAAGAAUGGCCGGAGUUAGGCUCAAAGUGUAACGCCAGGAUCCUGUUCUGCCAAUGUACAUGUACCAUGCUCAGUCAGAAGUGAGCCGUCAGAGUUUGAAGGCCAUCCUUCUUUUAUCAAGUCAGCCUCAGCUCGAAGGGAAAGCAAACAGAGCUUAAAUUGUCACCUCAAACCCGGGUAGUCGUGUCCAUUGCCAAUAAUUCAAUCCAGGCAGACGACCGAAUCGCAGUCUAUUAGACUGCAAGGCGCCGCCUGUGAGUCUUUUGGAGGGGUCUUGACUCACACAUGGACCUCCCCAUGGCCUCACCACGCUGGCAUUUCCCCUCUACAGCUCAUGACCACCUUGCCAUUGGGCGAAUAGCCUCAAACGCAAACGGAGAGUACGAGUACCCCUCUCGCUCCCAUAAUAGAGCUUUCCUGUGACGAAUCCCGUGCAGCACAGAAGGUAAAACUGGCCCCCGAACCCACCUUUGUAGCGGUGAGGAUGCAAUGCACCCAAUCAACAAGCGAGAAGUCGAUGACUGAUGGCUCGAGAUGGAGCGCGGAGCGAGGUCAUCCUGGGCGCUCUGGCCACUAGUGCGGGCAGUCAACCGCUAGCGAAAAUAUAUCUCCUCCAUCAUCUUUUUCUUCUCCGC
Molecule: messenger RNA, 2799 nt
Organism: Cadophora gregata
Lineage: Eukaryota; Fungi; Ascomycota; Leotiomycetes; Helotiales; Ploettnerulaceae
Exons: 3
Coding region: 481-1779 (432 amino acids)
Molecular function (GO): protein binding
Source: RefSeq, a predicted model, not a curated record